This is a messenger RNA of Hydatigera taeniaeformis, 291 nucleotides long. The record is from the annotation of a GenBank genome assembly. Lineage: Eukaryota; Metazoa; Platyhelminthes; Cestoda; Cyclophyllidea; Taeniidae.
AUGGCAAUCACAUAUGGCUCCACCAGUCUUCAUUACACAUCCAGCUAUCACGUCUUCGAGGGGUACGGUGCAACAGAAACCGCGGGCUCUCUCGCUUCAGCAGUUGCCAGUGACCGCGAAGGUGGACACGUCGGUGCUCCAGUACCCGGUCUUAAGGUCAAAUUGGCAGACAUCCCUUCGAUGGGCAUUGUGGCUGAGCGCGACAACAAGGGCGAGGUGAGUCAGAGGCUUAUAGCCCAUUCCUCUUUCUCAACCAUUCCGUUGUUUUUUAUUAAAUUCAAUCAUGGCUAA